This is a messenger RNA of Auanema sp. JU1783, 2631 nucleotides long. Lineage: Eukaryota; Metazoa; Nematoda; Chromadorea; Rhabditida; Rhabditidae. The record is from the annotation of a GenBank genome assembly.
AUGGUAAAGAUGAAUAAGUGUCUGCUAUUUCUCACCAUCUUCUUGGGCACUUCGGCAGCCGAGCAGUUCACCGGGAGAUGUGAAAGCUUAUCUUGUGCAACACGAGAAGAGCUCGUAGACAUCAUCACUGGACUCCAAAAAGAAGUAUCUACGAACGACAUUCGUGGCGCUAGUGUUAAUUUUUGGAGUGGAAACUCUGAAGAACUCGCCGUUACAGCUGCACCAGUUUGCAACAUUUGUGCUUCAACCCCAUGCUUCAAUGGAGGAACUUGUAUCGCUGAUAUUAAUAAGCCUUUCGCCAAAUACUAUUGUGUCUGCCCUGCUAACUAUGGAGGUUCUAACUGUCAAAAGGAAAUUAAGUGUACCGAUAAGUCAUGUGGAACCGGAGCAAGCUGCUUUGUAUCAAAUCAUCAAGUCAAUUGUAUCUGCCCAGUAGGAUCAUCUGGAAACCCACUGAAAUCUUGUAAUUACAAAACUGUACAAGCUUGUGUUAACGGUGAUCCUCAUUACACCACUUACGAUGGCCUCUACUAUGAUUACCAAGGAACAUGCCCAUAUGAUUUCACUUACCCAUGUAACAACCAAAGUUUGUUCAGCUUCAGAGUUGUAGGAAAAAAUCAUCAAAUUUACAAUGGUGUUUCUACCCCUGCGGAAGUUGAAGUAACCUUCUUCGGUCAAAACAUCCACGUUGAUGCUAGAAAUAAUCGUCUUUUCAUCAACGGAAUCCUCACCAACGUUCCAUACUACUGGCCUUCUAAGAGCGCAACCAAGUAUUCUGUCAAGUACUACGCUGGAGCUUUCCAAAUCGUCUCCAACCAGAUGAUCUCUGUAAGCAUGUCUUACGGAAGAAUGUGUGUUUCUGUGCCACAAUCAUUGAAGGGAAGUGAUGUUUUGUGUGGAAUUGCCGGAAACUUCGAUAACGAUUACAAGAACGAUGUUAGAUACAAGAAUGGUACUGUGUACACCUUGAACAGUCGACAUGAACCAACUAACAAGGAUGCGCUCGUAUUCAACAGAGCUUUGGACACCUGGAUCACGACUGACUUCUUGAAAACUGCAGGAACAGACCCCCACUGUAUCAAUGGCGAAACUAUCUACAACAAUUCCAACUGUGACAACUUGGAUGCCCAAAGAAAGUGCGAGCCUAUCCAGCUUGCCGCCACUGCUGAAGGUCCACUUGCUGCAUGCUCUGCAAUGACUGCUGAUGUCAUCAAUAACUACUACUCAGACUGUGUCUUCGAUGUCUGCCACGAAACUGACCUCUGCUCCGUUCUCACCAACUUCGCUCGUAUCUGUCAGGGUCUUGUACCUAAUGCCGACCUCAGUACCUGGAGAGCUUCUACUAAUUGUGCACCAAAAUGCCCAUCCAACUCAUACUACUCAUCUUGUACUUCUGCUUGUCCCGCUACUUGCGCUGACCAAGAUGCUCCAGACUUCUGUGAUGCUCCUUGUGUUGAUGGUUGCGUGUGCAAUACAGGAUAUGUUUUGGAUAACACCGCUCUCGAUACCCCUACCUGUGUACGUGCUGAAAAGUGUGGAUGUUCUGACCCAUAUGGAAACUUCCAUCCAGCUAAUCAACCCUGGUAUGUUGGUAAUUGCUCGAUCAUUGCUGAAUGUGUUAAUGGCACAUACGACAGUAGAAUUAAUGAAUGCUCCCAAUACGGUCAAUGCGCUAUCUUAGGAGGUGGCAAGCUUGGCUGCUCUUGCAAGUCUGGAUUCACAGGAGACGGAUACAAUUGUACCGAUAUUAACGAAUGCUUGGACCCCUACACUUGUGGAGCAAACACUGGAAACGGAAUUUGCACAAACACCAUUGGAUCAUACAACUGUACUUGCAAUCCUUACUACUCUGGAGCCAAUUGCGAACACUACUAUCCACAGAGACAUUGUGCUGACUUGUACAUGUACAAUGGCGUGACUGCUUCAGGAGUUUACACAAUCUAUCCACCUUAUAGUAUCAAUGGAAACCCUCCUUCAUCACCAGUACAAGUAUACUGCGAUAUGGACAUCACUUAUAAUAAUGCAAAGGGAGGAUGGACCCUUAUGUCACAUGACACCGCCGAUUUGAUGGCAAACAAGUCUCUCAAUUCUUAUAAGGCUGGAUUCGGUGAUGCUAAAACUAAAAACUUAUGGCUCGGACUCGAUUUCAUUCACAAAAUGACAAGCUCUAUCGACACAAGUCUUUAUGUAAACCUCUUCCAUUGCUCCGAAAACGGAAAACCAUCUGAGUACAGAUUCUGUAACUACAGACUCUUCACUGUCAAUGAUGAAGGUUCAAAUUAUACCGUUAACAUUCCAGAGACUUGCCAAGGAACAGCAUCAGACUUCAAGGAUGGAUGGGCUCGUUGGAAGUUAUCUGAGCCCGGACCACCAUUCCUCGCCUAUGACAAGGAUACUAGCCCAUACUCUUGCUCAAGCACUUUCCGAAACACAGGUUUCUGGUUCGACACAACCAUCCGAUGCGGAUCAGCAGACUUGAAUGGAGUCCGCUUCUCUUGUGAUAACAUCCCAGAUGAUUCCUCCGAGUCAUCUUACUUAUAUUGGAACGGAUCUCCAAUCGGAGAUGCCUGGAUGUACCUUCGUCCUUCCGCCUAUCCUACCUACGAUCGAGCACCUACUGGUAGCUUUUAA